Molecule: messenger RNA, 1653 nt
Organism: Melanotaenia boesemani (Boeseman's rainbowfish)
Lineage: Eukaryota; Metazoa; Chordata; Actinopteri; Atheriniformes; Melanotaeniidae
Product: 6-phosphofructo-2-kinase/fructose-2,6-bisphosphatase-like
Exons: 14
Coding region: 108-1520 (470 amino acids)
Biological process (GO): fructose 2,6-bisphosphate metabolic process; fructose metabolic process
Cellular component (GO): cytosol; 6-phosphofructo-2-kinase/fructose-2,6-biphosphatase complex
Molecular function (GO): fructose-2,6-bisphosphate 2-phosphatase activity; 6-phosphofructo-2-kinase activity; ATP binding
Source: RefSeq, a predicted model, not a curated record
CUGGGCAGCUGCCUUUAUGUUUCCCAUCUGUCAAAUACACAGUAAUAGACAAGUGCAACAGGAUACACACACACAAACACGGACUAACAAACCUAGCAGCCGAAGCCAUGCCACAAACCCAAUCAACACUCAAACAAAACCCUCUGGAGAAGACCUGGGUUCCAUGGAUGCAAAGCAGACUGAGCAAACGCAGAGGCUCUUCAGUUCCUCAAUUCACCAAUUCUCCAACCAUGAUAGUGAUGGUGGGACUGCCGGCUCGAGGGAAAACGUACAUCUCAAAGAAGCUCACCAGAUACCUCAACUGGAUCGGUGUUCCAACCAAAGUGUUUAAUCUCGGACAGUACAGAAGAGACGCCACACGUUCCUACAACAGCUAUGAGUUCUUCAAACCUGACAACACAGAAGCUAUGAAGAUACGCAAGGCCUGUGCCAACGCUGCCCUAGAAGAUGUGUGUGAGUACUUCACCACAGGCCAAGGUCAAGUUGCAGUUUUUGAUGCGACCAACACUACAACAGAGCGCAGAGAGCUCAUCAUCAGCUUCGCCAAAGGAAACGGUUUUAAGGUUUUCUUUGUGGAGUCGAUAUGUGAUGAUCCAGAAAUCAUUGCUGAGAAUAUCAAACAAGUGAAGCUGAGCAGUCCAGACUACGCCGAUUGUGACAAAGAUGAGGCCGUGGCCGACUUCCUGCAGAGGAUUGAAUGUUACAAACAGACCUACGUUUCCCUGGAUGACGACAAGGACAGGAACUUAUCUUACAUCAAAAUCUUCAAUGUGGGCAGCAGAUACCUGGUGAACCGGGUCCAGGACCACAUUCAGAGCAGGAUCGUCUACUACCUCAUGAACAUCCACGUCACGCCCAGAUCCAUCUACCUGUGCCGCCAUGGAGAGAGCGAGCUUAACCUCAUGGGUCGCAUCGGUGGAGACUCUGGACUGUCACCUCGUGGGACGCAGUUUGCCGGAGCUCUGGGUGUGUACAUGCGUGACCAGAGCAUCAGUCAGCUGAAGGUGUGGACGAGUCACAAGAAGAGGACCAUCCAGACGGCAGAGUUUCUGGGAGUCCAGUACGAGCAGUGGAAGGCCUUAAACGAGAUAGAUGCUGGAGUUUGUGAGGAUAUGACAUAUGAGGAGAUUCAGGAGAACUACCCUGAGGAGUUUGCACUGAGAGACCAGGACAAGUAUAGAUACCGUUAUCCUAAAGGAGAGUCGUAUGAGGACCUGGUCCAGCGUUUGGAGCCGGUUAUCAUGGAGCUGGAGAGGCAGGAAAACGUUUUAGUCAUCUGUCACCAAGCUGUGAUGAGAUGUCUGCUGGCCUACUUCCUGGACAAGAGCGCUGAUGAGCUGCCGUACCUGAAGUGUCCUCUCCACACGGUGUUGAAACUCACCCCGGUCGCCUACGGUUGUAAAGUGGAAUCGGUUUUCCUCAACAUUGAAGCUGUUAACACACACAGGGACCGACCAGAGAACGUGGAUGUGGAUAGAGACCCGGUGGAAGCCUUGGAGACGGUACCCGACCACAUCUAGAGAUGAUCCAUUUUUUCAUGAACACCGAGCUGUUUUUAAUUAACUAUGCAGAUUGUAGUUUUCAUCACUGUUAGGUCUCACAGCAAUGAAAGUCACUGAUGCUGAAUGGUCUGUAAAAUAAAGAAGAUACAGA